AUGGGGGGAGGAGUGGAGGGGGGGUGGGCUGUGGGGCGUGGAAGAAGCCCCACAGCCCCCAACGAGGGCGGGCGCAACGUGGUUGUGGGCGCCUGGGAUGACGGAAGAGAUCCGGUGGCAGACGGAGGGCGGGCAGGGGGGGAUGGGGUGAGGAGCGGCAGGGGAGGCAGGGGCGGCAGGGGAGGCAGGGGGAGGGGGAGAGGAAGGGAGGGAGGGGGGGCGGUGGGGGGUGGUGGAGGAGGUGCAGUGGGUUCAGCGGGAGGUGGAGGAGAGGCGGAGGGAGAGGGUUUGGGGUCUUUCUUGCUUGAGGACAACGGCCGCUCACACCAGCAUGCUGCAAAACCAUUCUCGGAUCCAACAGCGGAAGCAGCAUCCCUUGCCCUCCCAGCGGAAGCGACAUCCCUUUCCCUCCCAGCGGAAGCAGCAUCCCUUGCCCUCCCAGUGGAAGCAGCAUCCCUUGCCCUCCUAGUGGAAGCGGCAUCCCUUUCCCUCCCAGCGGAAGCAGCAUCCCUUUCCCUCCCAGUGGAAGCGGCAUCCUUUGCCCUGCCAGCGGAGGCGGAAGCGGAUUUGGAAGGGAAGGGAAAGGACGCUCCUGCUGCUGCUGUUACAGCAGGCACCGCAACUGUCGGCAGGAGAAGAGGGAGGAGUGCCACUGUGACGGCUGCAGCUGAGGGGGGCGACGCAGAGAGGGGAGACGCAGAGAGGGGAGGAGCAGAGGGGGCAGACGGCGUUAAGGCGGUUGACAAGGCGAUAGGUGCUGGAGGUGCGGAGGGGAAGCAGGGGGAGGAGGAGGGAGUGAAAGGGAUGUGGGGACGCACAGGGAGAAGAAGAGGCAGAAUUGGGGAUGAGCAAAAGGAGGAGAAGGUGGGAGAGGGAAAGGAGGUGGGGAGAGAGGAGGAAAAGGUAGGAGAGGAGGAGGGGAGGAGAGCGGAGGAGGAGAAAAGAGAGGAGGAGAUGAGUGAGGAGGAGGAUGAGGAGGAGGAGGGGAUGGAGUGGUUGGGUGGGGUUGGAGGAACGGGAACAGAGGGGAGGGGCCACAAGGAGGAGGAGGAGAAGGUGGAGGUGGGGGAGGAGGAGGGGGAUAGUGAGGGGGACGAGGAGCACAGGGCGCUGCAUGCGGCGUUGAAGGAAGUGCAGACGGCAGUUGAUAGCUCGGGUGGAGGCGCAUGGCAUGCCUCUGCGUCACCAUCUCCUCUCCCUGCACCAUGCCCCUCAAUUUCUGAGACGUAUCAACCGUUUGUGUGCUCUGUUGCGUGCUGCUCUCCCCAUGCCCUCCCCCAUCAGCUGGUGGAGGCGCAUGGCAUGCCUCUGCGUGACCAUCUCAUCGCUCUUCACCAUGCCUCCUCGACCGCUGCUGCUGCUUCUGUGCUGGUCGCCCUGUCCCCUCCCCGUUACCCCUUGCCCCGCCCUGUCCCCCUUCACCUGUGCCCCCCCCCCCGUCAGCUGGUGGAAGCACAUGGUAUGCCUCUCUGUGACCAUCUAAUUGCUCUCCACCAUGCCUCCUCAACCACUGCUCUUACUGCCUCUGUGCUGAUCGCCCUGUCCCCUCCCCAUCCCCCCUCCCCCCGCCCGGUCCAUGCCCCUAUCUCAGUUGGUAGAGGCACAUGGCAUGCUGCUGCAUGGUCGUCUCGUCUCCCUCCAACCACCAUGCAUUCUGAGUUUGGUUGUGUUCCGUGUUGCGUGCUGCUCCCCCCAUCACCCCCCCGUCAGCUGGUAGAGGCGCAUGUCAUGCCUCUGCGUGACCAUCUCGUCUCCCUCCGCCAUGCCUUCUCGAUUAUUGAGACGUCUCAACCGUUUGUGUGCUCUGUCCCUCUUCUGGUGGAAGCACAUGGCAUGCCUCUGCGCGAGCACCUCAUUGCUCUCCACCAUGUCUCCUCAACCGCUGCUGCUGCUGCUGCUGCUGCUGCAGCCGCUGGUGCUGCCCCUGGUGCUGGAAGAGAGCACAUGCUCCUCGUGCCCCGUGUCAACCCCUGCGUGGACACUCCCCUCACCCCUCCUGUCAAGAGUACACACAUGCCUUCUGAUGUGCACACACCUAAUCCACAGUCACCACCCUCUGCUGACGCUGCCGCUGCCGCUGACGCUGCCGCUGCCGCUGCCGCUGCCGCUGCCGCUGCCGCUGCCGCUGCCGCUGCCUCUGCUGCUGAUGCGGAUGCCACUCCUUUGCCAGAUGCAUCUGGCGUGGCACCCUCUAACACCCUAACCAAUGUAUCCUCCUCCGCGCUGGCCUCCCCAAGUCCAUCGAUCCCCAUCCAAGGCGUGGUAUCAACCCGACUCCGCAAGAUGGACCUUCUCCUGAAAACCAUCACUGCACUCUGCAUCGGCCAGUCAUUCUCCUCAACAAAUGUUCCCUCUUCACUAUCCCAGCCCCACCUAGCUCUGCUCUUCCUGCACGUGCUUCACCUCCUGGCGGACCACUCCCACCUGCUGCCCCUGCACGCCGCAGCGCUCAGAGCCCUCUCUGCCAUCGCUGCUUGCAGCAGCAGCAGUGAGAAGGGCUGCCCACCUAGCGCUGCUCUUCCUGCACGUGCUUCACCUCCUGGCGGACCACUCCCACCUGCUGCCGCUGCGCACUGCAGCUCUCAGAGCGCUCGCUGCCAUCGCCGCUUGCACCAGCAGUCAGGGGGGGCUGUCUUCCUCAGCGUGCCUUUCACCUGCUGCCACUGCACACUGCGGCGCUCAGAGCCCUCACUGACAUUGCCACUUGCAGCAGCAGUGAGAAGGACUAGUGCCUCUGACGGUGAUUUCAUUCAAAGGCACCUCUCCCUCUCGUGCUCGCCCUCCCGGCUGCCUUUGCCUGCCUGCUCUCGCUUCCGCCACCAUUGUGCUGCCUUGAUGCUGCACCUCAUGGAGAAAGGGGAGGUACCAUUACCUGCUGCUGAUCCCACUCCGCCGCCCAUCCAGCUGUCAGCAGAUCAGAUCAUAUCCUCCUUCGUAUCAAAUCCCGCCAACAAGCCCACCUCCCCCGGAUGCGACCUCCCCCUGCUGCUGCACAAGCUCUACCUCCUCGACGUGUGCCUCGGCCAAUCGCAGCCCGCCACGUCAGCGCACGCCAUGCGGGACUGGCUGACGUGGCUGCAGGCCGCUGCAACUAAGCUUUCCACCACAGACACGAGGACAGGUGCCGGCCAGGUGCGGCACUGGGCGUUUUUCCUUCGCACCAAGCACCGCGUAUUGGCCUCCCAACUCUAG
Molecule: messenger RNA, 3192 nt
Organism: Closterium sp. Naga37s-1
Lineage: Eukaryota; Viridiplantae; Streptophyta; Zygnematophyceae; Desmidiales; Closteriaceae
Source: the annotation of a GenBank genome assembly